Messenger RNA from Phytophthora nicotianae INRA-310, 751 nucleotides. RefSeq lists its product as hypothetical. Gene Ontology annotation, molecular function: protein heterodimerization activity. Lineage: Eukaryota; Oomycota; Peronosporomycetes; Peronosporales; Peronosporaceae. The coding region runs from base 93 to 470 and encodes 125 amino acids. The transcript has a single exon. Gene Ontology annotation, biological process: rRNA (guanine-N7)-methylation; tRNA methylation; peptidyl-glutamine methylation. The record is from RefSeq and is a predicted model, not a curated record.
ACCACUGGGAAACAAGGAAGCUAAAUUCGUAAUUCUUAAAUUCGGUCAAUCAUCUCUUCCAUUCACCUCCAGACGCCAAGUUCCUACCUGCCAUGCGUCUCAUCACACACAACCUGCUCGUAUGCAACAAGAAGGGCGUGGAGAAUGGCUAUCCACUUGCUAUCGAGGCCGAGGAGGUGGAAGUCGUGGCCUGCGACUUCCAGGCCGCUUUCGUUCGCAAGAUGCUGACCAAACUGGAUUGGAAUGCGUUCCUGACUGGUGCCAAGGCGCUGAAGCUCGCGGACGGCCUCCCAGAGACGCUUCCAAGCGCCGAAGAGGGGGCCACGGACGAAGAAACGCUACGCAAAAUCCACCACGCGCUGCUGGAAGUGCACGUGAAGCAAGGCAAGCUCAUGUGCCCCGAGUCUGGCCGUGCCUUCCCCAUCAUCGACGGCAUCCCCAACAUGCUGCUGAACGAGGACGAGGUCUAAGAACACAGCAGUCAAUCCUCUAAUAGAUAGAUACUGUAUACACGAGUGUUCAUUCCUUCGGAUCGUACGAGCGUUGAUAUGCCAAAACUAGGUUCAUUAUUUUCUGUGCAGUAGCGUAAACGACGACUCUUUGCAGAUGCAAACUGCGCAUUAAAUGACUAAAUCUGCAGGCUUCCGGAAGUAAUCCUUACUGUUCUUGAAGUUAUCGUAGCUGCAAUUCGAAUACGAACACAAAGAGUUAGCUGGUUGUUUCAGAACAGUGAGGGAAUGUCACCAUGUAC